This is a messenger RNA of Lodderomyces jiufengensis, 3114 nucleotides long. It is a transcript of the gene YCG1, whose product is annotated as condensin subunit. Gene Ontology annotation, cellular component: condensin complex; condensed chromosome. The record is from RefSeq and is a predicted model, not a curated record. Bases 1 to 3114 code for a protein of 1037 amino acids. NCBI's taxonomy places the organism in Eukaryota, Fungi, Ascomycota, Pichiomycetes, Serinales, Debaryomycetaceae. The transcript has a single exon. Gene Ontology annotation, biological process: mitotic chromosome condensation.
AUGAGUAGACCCCCAAAACCUACUCUUGUAUCAAUCAAGAAAACAACAGAUGAAAAGGAUAUAAAUAUAGGGAUGACUCACGUAUUUACAGAUUGUCAAUUUUCAAUGGCGGGCCAUAAAAAAUUACUAGUUAUAAUGAAAAGUUUAUUUGAUAGAUCAAUUGAAAUAAAUAAAUUAGAUUAUUUCUCUUUGAGGUUUUGUCAACUACUAAAUCAUUCAUUAAAAAUUAAAAAAGGAGAGCAUAAUGGUGAUAGAAUUUGUAAGUUUAUUGCUCAUUUUAUUAAAUUAUUAUCAGAUGAAGUUACAAGAAUUGAAUCGAAAGAAGAAGAUAAAGAAGAAACAACAAUCACGGAGGAAAUUGACGAUACAACCAAAGUAGAAGCAAAUUCUGGAUUCUCAUUAUACUUGAUUAAUCAUUUAUUACGAGGAAUAGAUGCAUCAAAUAAAAUAGUAAGAUAUCGAGUUGUCCAAUUGUUAGCAAUGGUUAUAAAAUAUAUGGGUGAUAUAGAUGUCAAUGUUUUCAAACUUUUAAUUAUGUCGUUAUCAAAACGUUUACAUGAUAGAGAAUUACACAUAAGAAUGCAAGCUAUAAUUGCAUUAUCAAAUUUUCAACAUUAUGAUAUAGAGUUUGAAGAAGAUGAGAAUGAAGAUUCACAAAAUAAAAUUACGAACCACACCAUAAGUGAAUGGAUGAUGACUUGUUUACAAUUAGAUGAUAGUGCAGAAGUUAGAAGAACUGCUAUGUUGAACUCCGUCAAAAGUAAAUACACCAUCAAUUUACUAUUAGAAAGAGUCAAGGAUAUGAAUAGUAUUAAUCGAAGACUUGUCUAUUCAAAAGUCAUUCCAGAAUUGGGGAGUAUGGGAAAUUUAAGAAACAAACAAAAAGAAAUUUUGCUACAAUAUGGAUUAAAUGAUAGAGAUUUAAAUGUCUCGAAUGCUGCCACCAAACUUCUAUGUGAAGUAUGGUUUGAAUCAUGUAAUGAAGAUAUCAAACUAUUUUUAGAACAAUUAAAUGUAACUAAAAGUAAUAUUGCUGAAAAGUCAAUGCUACUAUUGUUUAAAACAAAACCUGAAUUACCAAAAACCAUUGAAAUAAAUUCUAAAUUCUGGAAAUCAUUAACUGUUGAAAGUUCAUUUUUAAUGAGAACUUUUUUCACACAUUGUAACAGCAAUAGAUUAUAUGACCUAAUUGAAUCUAAUUUCCCAGAUCCCUUGGAGUUAUCUGAUACUUUACAAAAAUAUUUACAAAUGCAGAAAAAAAUUAAAAUUAAUCAAAAAGAUCUUCAUGAGAUGUAUGAAAAAUAUACAAAAGAAGUUAAUGAAAUCGAAAAUGAAUUAUUUGUUUGUGAAAAUACAUUGACAAAUAUAAAUUUAAAAUUACACGGAACACAAAAGAAAUUACAAGUAAUAGAACAUACAGAAGGUAAAAAGACAUCUCAACAAAAAGCCGAUAAAAAGCGUCUCAAAGCUGAAAUAAAAACAUUACAACAAGAAUUUAGAGAAAAUGAAGAAAUUUUCAAAAAAUGUCAUCAACGUAAAGCAGUUAAAUUAAAUGGAUCAACAGCAGAUCGUGAAAAAUAUGAAGAAUAUUCAGAAACGAUGAAAGAUUUAAAUUUUAUUGCAAACCAACUUUUAAUUAUUUGCAUUGAUUUCGAUUUUAGUGAUGAAGUUGGUCGUAGAGCAAUGCUUAAUGUUAUAAGAUCUCAAUUACGAGAAGAAAAUUUUCAAGAUGAAAUUAUAGUUAAUGCUUUGAAAGUAUUGAAAAAAAUUUCAAUUAAUGAAAAAGAUUUUGUUUCAAUGACUGUUGAAAUAAUUACAGAUAUUAGAGAUAUGAAUGAAGAUGGUGAAAAUAUUGCUGAAGAUUCAUUUGCAGAAAAUGAUACAAGACCACCACCAAUAAGACAAGGUGAUCUUGAUAUGGAUGAAAUUGAUGAAGAACUCGAUAAUUUGGAUCUGGAUCUGGAUGAAGACAAUGAUGGAUUAAAUAAACGAAGAAAACUUGAAGAAUCAAUGCCAAAUGAUGAUAUUUUAUUACGUUGUCUUAAACUUACAAAACAUACAUUAGAAUUAAUUGAAGAUGAUUUGAGUCAUUAUUUAUCAUUAAAUUCAUUAUACACUGGUAUUGUUCAAUAUGCAGUAACUAAAACAAAUAAUGCUUCAAUAUUUCUUACUGCUUUGAAUUGUUUGGGAUUAUUUGCUUUGAUUGAAGAAUCAGUAGCAAAAGAAGCAUUAAUUACGUUUUUUAAUGCUAUUAAAACAUCAGCUGAUCAAGUUAAAUUUGUUUCUAUAGUUGGUAUAAUUGAUAUAAUUUCAACAUUUGGUAUAAACAUUAUUGCAGUUGAGAAAAGAUUUGGAUUUUUAAGACUAUUUUAUAAAUUAUUAUUAGAUGAAAGUCCUAAAUUACAAGCAAUUAUGGGUGAAGGUAUUUCUAAAUUAUUUUUAGCAGAUAUUUUUAAAAUUAAAACUAUAAAUGAUAUUAAUCCUCAAGAUUCAAGAAUUGAAGAAGAUGAAGAAGAAGAAGAACCAGAAUCUGAUGAAUCAGAAAAAGAAUUAUUCAUUGCUUUAUUAUUAAGUUAUUUCAAUACAACAAACGCAUCAAAUCAUGAAUUAAAACAAGUUUUAGCAUUUUGUAUACCCGUAUAUUGUUAUUCACAUCCAAAUCAUCAAUUAGGUUUAGCUACAAUAUCGGGAGAUUUAAUAUUAAAAGCUGCUGAAUCAAAUUCAAUCAAACCAACAAAAAUUUUAUCACAAUUAUUAGAUUGGUGUAAUCCAUUAAAUUUAGUUCAAUUAAAAGAAGAAGAUCAAAAACAUCAAAUGUCACAAGUUUGGCAAUCAAUGUAUCUCUUGGAGAUAUUUGAUGCCAAAGAAGUUACGAAAGAAUUUAAAAAAUCAAUAAUCAAUAGUAUCUCCAAAAUUCAUAUCACUAAAGAAAUGGAUAAUGAUAUUUUAAAAAAAUUAUUAGAUUUAAUUAAAAAUGCAUUUCAAGAUUUACAAAAUAAUUCAAAUUAUCAAUUAGAUUCAUUAACUAUGAAAAAUCUACAAAAUUUUUAUGAUUAUGUUUUGUCUUGUAUAACUACUGAGGAUGAAGUAAUUGUUGAGGAAGAAGUUGUGUGA